This is a messenger RNA of Peromyscus eremicus (cactus mouse), 995 nucleotides long. It is a transcript of the gene Synj2bp, whose product is annotated as synaptojanin 2 binding protein. Gene Ontology annotation, molecular function: protein binding. The record is from RefSeq and is a predicted model, not a curated record. The coding region runs from base 152 to 589 and encodes 145 amino acids. The transcript has 4 exons. NCBI's taxonomy places the organism in Eukaryota, Metazoa, Chordata, Mammalia, Rodentia, Cricetidae.
CCGCGCUCCCAGUGUCCACGGUUUCCUCUUCCGGUCCGGCGGCCGAGGAAACUGUAAAAGCUAUGCUGGGGACGCGGCGUGGAGUUUGAUUCACCUUCACCUGCGCGGGGCACCAGCUGACCCCGGGCUUCCGCCCGGAGAGCUGUCAGACAUGAACGGACGGGUGGAUUAUUUAGUCACUGAGGAAGAGAUCAACCUGACGAGAGGACCCUCGGGGCUGGGCUUCAACAUCGUCGGUGGGACAGAUCAACAGUAUGUCUCCAACGACAGUGGCAUCUACGUCAGCCGCAUCAAAGAGGAUGGGGCUGCGGCCCGGGAUGGGCGGCUCCAGGAGGGUGAUAAGAUCCUUUCGGUAAAUGGCCGAGACUUAAAGAACCUGUUACACCAGGAUGCUGUAGACCUCUUUCGUAAUGCGGGAUAUGCUGUGUCCCUGAGAGUACAGCAUAGGUUACCAGUGCAGAAUGGACCUAUAGUACAUCGAGGUGAAGGAGAACCAAGUGGUAUUCCUGUAGCCAUGGUGCUGCUACCAGUGUUUGCCCUCACCAUGGUUGCAGUUUGGGCCUUUGUGAGAUACCGAAAACAGCUUUGAAAUGCUUGCUGUCUUCCAGUGUGUCCAAUGAACUAUUUCUCUCACUCACCUCCCCUGCCAGUCUCCUAUAUCCUUUCUCCUCUACAUAGCCAACACAUGAUUUAAAGUGACUGAUUACCACUCAAAACCUUGCUAUUCAAACUUGCCAAGACUUCGAAUUCGAAUGGGAGGGUAAAGGUAUUAUUUGAAGAAAAGCUUGUGGGGGAGGGAGAAGCCUUGCUAAGAACAAAUGAGAAGUUACGUUUUUACUAGAACUGCCAAUAAAAAUUCAGCUAUCACCCAAAGAGGAAAAGCUCAGUCUUCCUGUCACCAUGGAUGACACCUUUUAAUUAGCUGGCAUGUUUGAAGGCUAGCUGUGCUACAUGGAAGGAGGAGCUGAUUUUUACUUUUUUUCUUUUCCUUUUAA